Messenger RNA from [Candida] anglica, 555 nucleotides. The record is from the annotation of a GenBank genome assembly. NCBI's taxonomy places the organism in Eukaryota, Fungi, Ascomycota, Pichiomycetes, Serinales, Debaryomycetaceae.
GUGUCUUUUAUAAUGCAAGUAAACGAUAAAUUCCCAACUGACGUGGUGUUUAAGUACAUCCCAAUCAAUCUUGAAGAACCUCCAUUGGCAUGUUCCCAGCCAAUUCUUUUCAAAUUCGAUCAGAAAUUGGAAAGUCUUGAAGGUAAGAGCAUAGCCAUAGUGUCAGUUCCAGGCGCAUUCACCCCAACGUGCACGGAGAACCACAUUCCUCCAUUUGUUGAGAACCUUGCCACUCUCAAGAAGGAUAAGAACAUUGGGUUGGUUGUUGUAUUGAGUGCCAAUGAUGCGUUUGUGUUGAAUGCAUGGGGGAAACUUCUUUUAGCCGAUAAGAAGGACGUUGACACCAGUUCCAUAGUGUUUGCCUCGGAUCCAAACGCAGAAUUUGCCCAAAAGAAUGGAUUAUCGGUUGAUGCCAGUGCCAAUGGUAUGGGUAUUAGAACUGCCAGAUUUGCCUUAGUUGUUGAUCUGGAAAGAACUGUGAAGUAUUUAGGGGUUGAACAACAAAGAGGGGUUUCUGUGAGUGGGUAUGAAGCUAUAGUUAAGGCUAAGUUGUAA